This is a messenger RNA of Trichobilharzia szidati, 3161 nucleotides long. The record is from the annotation of a GenBank genome assembly. NCBI's taxonomy places the organism in Eukaryota, Metazoa, Platyhelminthes, Trematoda, Strigeidida, Schistosomatidae.
GUUAACUUCUGUGUUUAGUCUGCAGCGCGGCGCCAUUGCAACAAUAUGACUAGGGUUGGUGGCAGGUUUCAGGAUUCUAGGUCUCCUAUUAGAAGGUGGGCACCUUCCAGUCAGAAUAUUAAACGUGGAAAGUCAGACAUGGACAUGGAUUUCGCCGCUCCGGAUUGGAAAAGCAUUGAGCUGACCAAGUUUGAAAAGCACUUCUACCAGGAACACCCACUGUCAGCCUCUAGAUCUGAGGCAGACGUUGAGGAAUUUCGUAAGAAGUACAAAAUGUCGCUUUCGGGGAGGGAUGUUCCACGUCCCGUACUGUCGUUCAAUGAGCUGAACGUACCUGAUUACAUACUUAGUGUCAUCGCCAAAAAUGGUUGGCAGCUUCCGACUCCUAUUCAGUCGCAGGGUUGGCCAAUGGCACUCUCUGGACGCGAUGUUGUUGGGAUAGCACAAACAGGUUCUGGGAAAACGGCUACUUUUUUACUGCCAGCUGUCAUACACAUCAUGGCGCAGCCUCGAUUGAUGCGUAACGACGGGCCAAUAUGUCUGGUACUCGUUCCUACGAGGGAACUUGCACAACAAGUGCUUACUGUGGCGAAGGAUUUCGCAGAUGCAGCGAGUCUGCGAGCGAUGUGCUUUUAUGGUGGUUCUGCUAAAGGCACUCAGCUUCGUGAAAUGCAAAGAGGCGGGGAAAUUUGCAUAGCUACACCUGGCCGUCUCAUUGAUUUCAUAAGAGCGCAAAGAAAUUUGCUCUCACGUGUUACUUAUCUAGUUUUGGAUGAAGCUGAUCGAAUGCUAGAUAUGGGAUUUGAACCUCAAAUCAGAAAGAUAAUAAGUCAUAUACGACCGGAUCGUCAAACACUUAUGUGGUCUGCUACUUGGCCGAGAGAAGUGCAAACUCUAGCGAGGGAGUUUCUUACCGACUACAUCCAGGUGAACAUCGGUUCAGCCUCACUGCACGCCAACCCGAAUAUUACUCAAAUAGUCGAAAUAAUGGAUGAUUGGAGCAAAGAGCAGCGACUGAUCACGCUUCUAGCUGGUUUUGGCAGAGCUAGGACUCUCGUAUUUGUUGAAACCAAACGCCGAACUGAUCAACUGGCAAAUUCCCUGCGUCGUCGCGGGUUCUAUGUUGAGUCAAUGCAUGGUGGUAAGCAGCAAAGAGACCGCGAAUUAACACUGGCUGGUUUUAAAAGCGGUAGGAUCAAUAUACUGGUGGCCACAGACGUAGCUUCUCGAGGACUUGAUAUUGACAAUAUAGAGUACGUGGUGAACUUUGAUUUCCCCAACCAAACUGAAGAUUAUAUUCAUCGGAUAGGUCGCACUGCACGUAGUGAUAAGACGGGGACGGCAUUUACUUUUUUCACUCACAAAAACUCAAGACAAGCUCGCGAACUUAUCGAAAUAUUAGACGAAGCCAACCAAGAAAUCAGCCAGGAGCUCAUUCAGCUGGCGGGAAUGUCCAAUUAUCUGCGAAAGUCUGGGGCGAUCAAGAAACAUCCCUCAGCCUUUCAACAAAAGCCACCUGGUCGUGUAACUGGCUUUGGAAAUAUGUCAAGCUUUCCAACACAAGAUAUAAGAGCUGUCAACUCCGGAGUUGCAUAUCCGAAUGGCUCGUCUUUAAUGAAUAAAGGAAAUUCAGCUGCUGAGAACUCGUUUCCUGGGUCGUUCAAAUCCGUUUCUAGCGACCAGCCUAGUAGUGGUCGCAAAACUGUGUUGGGUAGUGUCCCAACUAGUCAGGUACCUGCGUAUGGAGGAUUAUCACAGUCUAUUCCUGUGAAUGAUAAUCGUCACAGUGAGACUAACUAUCUGAAACCUAGUGUAACAAACGUAACAGAGACAGGAAAGUGGGAUAGGCGCACAGCUAGCACAGAUAAAGUUGGUUCUGUAAUGGCUGCGUCCGUAUCCCUAGCUCAGAAUUCAAGUACAGUUAGUGAAACUGUUGAUCAGUGGCCCGCUAAUCAUUGGGGCACCGGUGUCGGUCAGGUCCAACAGCACUGGAAUCCAUCAGCCAGCGACGCAUUAGCCACCGGAGGUUCAUUUCAGCGCCCUGUUGGUCAGAGUCAUAAGCGACCAACUCUUAUGGAUCCAUCUUCAUCUCAUGUCAGUCUCAUGAAUCCCAGCAGUGACAUGCCCAUAUCAGGUGUUAGAUCUCGAGGUUCCAUGGGGAACCCCAAACAAAGCUGCCCCCCAACAAAUGCCCCACAGUACGUACAGCAGUGGCCGGGUUUUGCUGCAAAUCCAUAUUCAUAUGCUGCACCAUCUGCUCCGGGUACAGACACGUCUACGUCCAAUUGGGGUAGUGGAUGGGCCCCAAGUUUCCACGGAAAUUAUUAAAUGAUAACGAGCAACAUUUGAGACCUUGUGUUGUUUUCCAAUUACUUUAUCGACUUUUUACUAAGGGGCUGUCAACUUUGUUCCUGUACAGCCUCCUGCAAUAUUGUUUCUUUCUUCUGCAUUCGUACCAUGCUGGUACGAACCCAAAAUUGUAGUUCCAUGCAUAAUUUCCAUUAAAACCAAGAAAGCGUUAUCUGUAAACUGGGUUUUGUUUUUUGUACUCUUUUGUAAUUAAUGUCGAUCAAGAUCUAAAGGAACUCUACUAAUCACUAUGUAUAUAUGGCUCCCCACUAGUUCGGAAGGACACGAACUGUUUCGUGGCCCGAUGUGAUCAAAUUGUUGAAUGUUCUAACUAACUGCAACAGACUUCCUACGUUACUCGAUGAGUCGUGGUAAUCUGGCAAAGACGGGAUUAUGCAAAAAUUUAUACUACUACAAAGUCUUUGUAGUUUUCGUAUUUCCCAAACGUUUAGCGAAAUUAGGAGUUGCCACCGACCACAGCGCAUCAACGUGGAUUUCAGAAGAAGACGAAGAUACGACUAAUAAGUGUAAACAUGUUUUUAGAAUGAAUAGGGCGUGGAAAUCAUGUGACUAUACGUCGACAAAAAUCAUUUGUGUACCCCCUGGGACUGCCGAAAUGUCACUGGUCGUUCGUGCACACUGACAUCAGGCUUUCCCAUAGCCUGACAGGAAUGGGUUCUUUUGUUUCAGCCAUCGACAGUGGUUUUCAUCUACGUAAGUUUCUAUGUCCAUUUAUCCGAGUGGGUCCCAAAAGUUUGGUUCAUUUGAAGUAUCAACGAAUGGAUAUAUAUAUAUAUAUAUAUAUAUUUAUA